Molecule: messenger RNA, 2805 nt
Organism: Symbiodinium sp. CCMP2592
Lineage: Eukaryota; Dinophyceae; Suessiales; Symbiodiniaceae
Source: the annotation of a GenBank genome assembly
AUGGUUCCUGUGUUCACUCAGGGUUGUUUUGACAGUUCUCAUCCCUGCUUGGAGCUUUUAGCGCAGUACUUUUCCAUUCCCUUCAUUGAUGCCGCAGGCCCCACUGACAAUGCCAUUGACGCUUCCCGAGCAUAUUUCAACCUGGGAGCUUUCUCCUUUGACAACGGCACCAGGUCGGGGAUAUUUCAGCGCACUGAACAAUUUUCCGAUGUACUUCGUUUCUUGAACGCUUUCAUGCAGCUUCAGUUCCCGGGUGCCUCUUGGAGCUCCUUGUGCGUGAGUCACAACGUUCGUACUCGCUUACACACGGAUGCUGGCAACGCUUCAGGAACACUCAAUCACACAGUUUCACUCGGCAAUUUCAGCGGAGGGGAGAUCUGGAUUAGCCCAGCUUUGGACCCGUCUGCUGCCAACAUCCCGGCCCCAUUGGAGGCCUCAUCCGAGGCCCACAGAGCGGAAGAUGCAAGCAAAGGUGAAUUGCGCGACACCUGGCAUUCACCGCUUUCCUUUAGCUGUGAAUCCCUCCAUUGUACGAUGCCAAUCCAAGGAGACAGGUGGGUAUUGACUGCCUACACUUGCAGGAACCUGCACAGCUUCGACAUGAAGUCGCUUGCACAUUUAAGGUCACUGGGGUUCCCAUUGCCUCCAGUACCUACAACACUUCCUCAGGCUGUACCCUCUGCACCGAAGGACAACACGCACGUCGAGAUCUUCUUAGAUAUCUGCUGUGGUGCCUCUCACCCACUUACCACGGCGAUCUCAUCAUGUGGCAUCAUAUGUUUGCCCAUUGAUCUGCUUGGUGAGGAGCAGCUGGACCUCUUGCACGACGACACGUACGAUCACCUCCUUCGGUUAUGCUUCUCAGGCAUUGUACGUUUUGCUCAUGGAUCUCCGCCAUGCAAAGAGUACUCCCGCUUGAAGCUACGACCCGGGGGACCUGCUGCUAUCCGAUCCCCGGAACAUCUCAACGGGUUGCCGGGCAAUACAGCUUCACAGCAGGAACGCGUGGUAAGCAGCCAGAAGCUUCUGUAUCGCUGUGUAUGCCUGCUUCGGGCCGCUUUCAACUCAGGUGCACAUGUAUCUCUGGAACAACCCACGAACGCGAUGUCUUGGCUUGAACCAUUCGUACAGGACAUGCUUGCUGAGAUACAGGCUUCACUGGUCAACAUCCCGGCAUGCUCAGUUGGCCAGGACAUAGCCAAAUCUUGGCUUUUUGCAUGCAGCUUCGAUGAUAUGCAAGCCUUGGCAGGUACAUGCUCUCAUUCAGAAGGUCAUCCUUCUGUGGCCGGCGUCAGGGACGAGCUUGGCAACUUUUUGUCACAGCGCACCGCAGAGUACCCCGCCCAGCUAGCAAACCGCUUCGCUCAGCAGGCUGCUAAACUUUUCUCAUCACGCCGGCCCUCCCACAGUGUUCCAACUUGUUCUUUGGCUUUCGCACUCUCUUCGAUCCCCAAGAAGCCCCGGGCAGCGACCACUACAGCAUCACAGGAUGGCGGUGGCAUCUACUCCUUGCCGGACUGGUCAAUGGGCCCCAGAUACCAGUCUGACAGCUUGCACGCUUUGCGCAAAGAAUGGCAGUCCUGGCUCCUCUCGCACAGGAUACCACUUCGCCUUCAGCAACAUGUCGCAGCAGGCAGUAACAGCCCACUUUUCUCGGAAGAGGAAACAUCGUGGCUGCGUGGAUCCUUUAAACGCUUUUCGGACGCUCACUCCCCAGCUCAGGAUUGGGAUUUUUCUGUUAAGGAAGGUCAACCAUACUGCCUGUCGGCACUUGAGCGUUUGAGCACCCUCUUGGGGGACAAAGACACAACUUUAUUUCCCGCUUUGCAGAAGGGGGUCCCCACGGGCUUUGAUGGGGAUAUCCCUCGCAGCCACACCCUACGUCCCCGCAGUGCAGAGGAAACGGAAAGUAUCCACACAUACUUGGACGACAAGCUGCGCUUCACUGGGACACCGCCGGGCACCAGCAUUUCUGAGGGGUCCACUUUGCUUUCAGCCCGGCACAAAACUCUACACAGCAAGAAUGAUCUCGCUUUGGUCCCGGUAAGCACAAAACGCAUGUGGCUUCGUGUUACAGACCCCACUUCUUCGAAGCGACGCCUUUCGGAGGCCAGCAGAGAAACACUUUCCUUCUUUGCCCACUUGAGCUCCAGGGAAUGGCGUCCUCGACCACUCCGACCACCACCUACCAGUUCGGUGGAGUCAGCAGCCGAUGCAUUCGGCAAGGGCAACGACUGUGGCGUUGGAGGUUGGCUACAGCUCCCAGGCGGCAGACUGCUUUGGUUUGCCCAUCGCUACACCGUGCAGGACUUUCUGGAGCUUGGUCUGCCCAUGCAACCCGAUGCCAACCUGGACAUCUCCAGCUACGAGACGCUUGCACAAUGUUAUGUGCUUCUCGCUUUCUGGAAGGCCCAUGGAUCUGGUCGCUUGGCUUUGACAUUACCAGCUUUGAGCGAUAAUAGUGGUGCUGAGUCGGUGUGUAACAAGCUUUACACCUCUAAAGUACCACUUAAUCUUUUUGUCCGCAAGCUCUCCAUGUGGAGCUCUAUUACCGGUGUCACUUUGGACUGCAGCCACAUCGCUGGCGAGAAGAACCACGAUGCAGACCUGCUUUCGCGGUGGGACGGUUGCACGGAACUUCCUGACAAGUUCUUGCCAUCAAACCGCAUCGAGCUCUACCUUUCUGAGUUCUGGCAGAUCCGCUUUCAGGUGAAACUCUUUCCAGCUGACACAUUUUUGAAGUGGCAGCUUCCAUCAGCCACCAGUUUGGGCCCGACAAACCGAGGCUCCAACAAGCGGAAGUAG